UCGGAUUGGGCAACCACUGAUCGGAGAGGAUACACAGUACAGUGGUGUCCACUUUUGCGGGAAGAGAAGCCGCAUAACAGCCUCUCCUGGUUCCCAGUCCCAAGUGUGAAACUGUUCAAUUUUAGCGAAGGAACUUGACUUGAACAAUAAGUCUCCGGCACGUCCGGCGUUACCUUCUCCGUCAAAAGAACAACACUAAAACUAUCCGGGUCAUGGUGUUAACAGCGGGAGGAUGGCCCUUCCGACGGAAACCCCAUAAGGCCAUAAUGCAGCAGGCCGCCCCGGAAAUCAUAAAGGGUUAUACCACUCUGACUCGUCCCAAUACCCCUCUCAACGUGGUUCACGACCCGCGAACUGGCGGCGGUUCCGCAAGCUUCACCGCCCUCUGCGCCAUCAAGGGUCAAGACGUGACGGGCAAAGUGCUGGCCAUCUACAACGAAGCUAAGAUGCCACAAAUGCGUCCACCACCCUUCAACGAACCAUGAUCAACCCUGAAAUGGAACCGCUCAAGUACAAGUGGAACGACAGCGAACGGAGCAUCUCUUAUGAGCCGGACGACCUCUGCAUCGAUCCAACGAAGCUGGACGAAGCGCAGAACGAAGGAGUGGCCAUCGCGAGAAGUUACGAGGUGCAGCCGAACGACGUAGAGAACCUGAAGCUAAUUAGAGAACUCCAGGUUCUCUAGAUCGAUGUGGCCAACCGGAAGAUCGACGGAUGGGACCGGGAUCAAGUACGGCAAGCGUCUAUGAUCAUCUGAAGACACACAAGAGUGUAAAUGACUUCGAAGAACUCAGCUAGAAGCUGAAGCCUGGCAGCAAAGUGGCCACCGUACCAGCUCAUACAC
Culex quinquefasciatus (southern house mosquito) is the source of this 844-nucleotide messenger RNA. RefSeq names its product putative apoptosis-inducing factor 1, mitochondrial. The transcript is spliced from 2 exons. NCBI's taxonomy places the organism in Eukaryota, Metazoa, Arthropoda, Insecta, Diptera, Culicidae. The record is from RefSeq and is a predicted model, not a curated record. The coding region runs from base 213 to 485 and encodes 90 amino acids.